CGUCACUUGUCUCCCCAUAGCAACAAAGCUGGUCUGUUAGCCGUUAUUCUGCUGAGCUCGAGGAGGGCUUUUAUCACAUAUUUCUCCAUUUUUCUUUAAAAUGGCUGAAGUUGAGGAAACCCUGAAGAGAAUUCAGGGCCAGAAAGGAGUCCAGGGGAUCAUCAUUGUCAAUUCAGAAGGAAUUCCUAUUAAGACAACUCUGGACAACGCCAGCACGGUGCAGUACGCUGGACUGAUCCACCAGCUGGUGAUGAAGGCGAGGAGUACUGUAAGAGACAUCGACCCCCAGAAUGACCUCACCUUUCUGAGGGUCCGCUCCAAGAAGAACGAAAUCAUGAUUGCUCCAGAUAAGGACUAUUUCCUGAUCGUCAUCCAGAAUCCCUCAGGCUGAAGAAUCUGCUGUACUCCUCUUCAUGCUCUUUGUCUGUCCCCCAUAUCAAAACAGCCAAACAUUUUUCUUUGUCUUGCUUCAUCAGAAGAACCUGAAGCUUUUUAUGCACAUUUUCUACCACGAAGGAUAAGGAUGUAAAGGUGGAUCAUCUAUACGACGAUUCAAGAUACCACUCUGCUUACAAAUGUUAUUUCAUGUAUUAGCAUUCCAACUUGUUCUCCUCUCUAAAUACUUCUGAUGUAAUGUCUCUGUGUUUAUUUCUUUUUCCUUCUUCAAACUCAUUACUGUACCACAAACCGAAGUAGGAAACUGGAUGAGUGCAGAUAAAUGCACGGUAUAUCAAAGAGAGAUAACAACUCAUUGAUAUGUUUGAGGGUGUUUUCCUGAUCCAUGAUGGAAAACUUGGUUUGUUAUUUAUUGAAUUUUUUUGCCGAAAAGAUGCAGAAGUUCAGUAUUUUACUGAUGAGCAGAGAAACAAACACUACAAACACUUCUCUGCAAGUUUCUGAUUAUUUUUUGACAAUUUAAGAAAUUAAAGAAGUCAAAUGCU
Cheilinus undulatus (humphead wrasse) is the source of this 941-nucleotide messenger RNA. Its product is annotated as dynein light chain roadblock-type 1. Gene Ontology annotation, cellular component: cytoplasm; cytoplasmic dynein complex; centrosome. The transcript is spliced from 4 exons. The record is from RefSeq and is a predicted model, not a curated record. Gene Ontology annotation, molecular function: dynein intermediate chain binding. Gene Ontology annotation, biological process: microtubule-based movement. Bases 101 to 391 code for a protein of 96 amino acids. Lineage: Eukaryota; Metazoa; Chordata; Actinopteri; Labriformes; Labridae.